AUGACAUUGGACUACCUUCUGGUUGUAGUGUUUAUGGUUAAAAAUGUAAACUAUGUGGCCCUUGACCCAGGGUGCAAUGUGGUGCGAUUUCUUGAUCUAUUCAUAAAUCAGGAAGCAGAAGAGCUGGAAACCAGGUUUAAUUUGGAUGCAAGAUCACUGAAAACAAUUAUAGAUUCUAUGGAAACCGAAUAUGAUAGGUCUGUAGUCCGUGCCAUUAUUGCUACAAUGUGUGCCCGAAGUGAAAUUUACAAUUUGGGUUGCAGCCGCAAGUUGCAGUGGCAUCCUUGCAAAGAAUUUUAACUGUAUCCAGCGAUGUUCAGAAUGAAUUAACUGCUGGGAUGGACAUGGCUAUACUGUCUUUGCAAGAAACAAUUAGUAAAAAGGAAAGAGAAAUUGAGUAUUUAAAGGAGUCUUAUGAUGUAUUAAGCAAAAUGCGGUCAGACAGUAGACAUCUAAACAGCAUUUCAGAGAAAAUACCGCAGUGAUUCUUAUUCAAGGCAGAAAUUUAAUGCAGCAGCAAGAAAAAAAUCUCAGAAUUUGAUAGAACAAAAUAGACUAAGAAAUAGAGCUUCAGGAGCUAGUGCUAAAAGAAAGCUUGAUGAUAUUCAUGAAGAAUUAAUUGCAAAAGCCAUUGAGCAGAAAACAACUGCACUUGGUAGAAGGCAUGACAUGGUUCUCUAUUACCACAAGCAACUGAAGAGGGAUGAUUUAUUGAGUAUUGUCAAUUAUCAUCUCUUAGAGCAUGGAACGGAAAUUAUCAAAUCUGCAACAACCAUAUACAACAGGGGAAAGACAAAAAAACAAAGGUCAUUGCAAUUAAAAAACCAUAUAGAUAAUCUAACUAAAUAGACACUUUAAACCGCAUAUGACACAAAUUUUUCAUCCAUCAUUUUGUAAUCAUACUUUUAUUAAUAUUGAAAUGAUAGCAUAACCUAAACACUCUUUUAAAUUUCUCUAUAUCUCUUCUCAUCUUACAGGAAAAGGUCUAUUCUGCUUGAAAAAACCUCCCAAAAACUGGUGACAAUGACAAUGUUCUCAGACAUCAUCACAGAAAACAUGUGGAGCUGUUGAAACUGCACUACCUUUUUGCUGCUUGUGAAGAUCAUAAACGGGCAAUAGAAGUCAGUGCAGAUGACAAAGCCCAUAUUCGCCCUGAAACAUCGGGUUAAAAUUGGAUAUUAUUUUUUUCUUUAUAAAAAACUACUUGCUAUAUUGAAACCCUUUUGUUCUUUUUUAAUUAUCUUAAUAUAGUUGGAAUGGAUGAACAUCAGUCAUUGCUGCAACCAGGAACUAAACAUCAGUCAUUGCUGCAACCAACUGAGGAAAGUGGUUUAACAAUACGUGCUCUUCCCAGUCACAAUUUUGGUGAUCCACGUUUGUAUGUUACACCAUCUGCCUAUCGUUUUAUGUCCCACAAAGUUAAGCAGAUGGAUGGUAAGUUUAAUAUUACUACUUAUAAAGUUAUUUUUAUUUGCAUGUGUGUGAUAGUUUAUCUGAUUUAAAAGCACCAUGUGAUAAUAAUUCUAUUUUAUAGGUAUCCAGAGAGUGGUAUUGAAGGAUGAUAGCUCGGUUGUUACUGUUCGACCCAAACAGUAUGUGGGAAGCAGUGGUAGUGUCUGGGCCUGGGAGCAUGUGUAUUUACAAUGGAAGCAUCCACAAUUAUAUGAAGUUCAUGGACAAACUUUAAAUCCUGCUUUGAGGACAUUAUCAGCAGUGGCAAGGGACAACUUAUUCUAUUUUUUCGACACAACAGAAAAGGGGGAUGUGGAGUGUUUAGCAGAGGAUCCAUUGUGUAAGUUCCGUUCUUAUGAGAAAUGCUGUAUAGAACAUGUGUUAAACAGUUUGAUAGAUGCCCAGAGCUUGUGGAAAGUAUCAAAGGAUAAGGUCGAAGCAAAAGAAAUUGCACUUGGCAAUGAAAUUGUUGACUUGCUAUUGGAAGUCACUAAAGAGCUACAGAACUUAAGAGAUAUUUUGGUAUCUACAACCACAACAACUGGAGAAGACUUGUGGUCUUCAUAUGAAAUUUGCAUAACGAAAACAAAAAAUGUUAUUAUUGACAUGAAAUUGCAUUGUCUUCCUGGCCCUCAUUGCAUUGUCUUCCUGAAAUUGCAUUGCCUUCCUGGCCCUGGCAUAUCAAUAACCAAUUUUGAAGUUUUGUGAUGCUGAACUGGCAAGGCUUUUUAAUUUGGACUGGCAAAUGAGGAUUCAUCUGGCUGUUAAUGACCCUUGUCCUGCUGAAAGAACUGACAUGUGUAUAGGUGAGGUUCCCAGUAGAUUUUUAAAUUUACACUGAACAUGAACACAUAAUUCAUACAUCACGAAAAAUUCAAACAAUUUGUAUUCGUUGUUUUUCGUAGGUGAUGCAGUACCAGAUGGUGGUCCCCUUCCAUAUAACAGAUUCCAACCUCAUGAAGAUAUCAGUGAAAGUGAUAUGAGGAAAGUAUGA
Molecule: messenger RNA, 2446 nt
Organism: Paramuricea clavata
Lineage: Eukaryota; Metazoa; Cnidaria; Anthozoa; Malacalcyonacea; Plexauridae
Source: the annotation of a GenBank genome assembly